AUGGGAAAGAAGGGCUGGUUCUCUUCAGUGAAGAAGGUCUUCAAACACCACUCCAAGGACUCGCAGGAAAAGAAGAAGGAAAAUGUAGACAAAUGGCAGCAUGAAGCCCCGGAAGUUGUAUCUGUCGAACAUUUUCCGGCAGAGAGCUCCCCUGACGUCUCCAAUGAAGAGAGCUUCAAUUCGUCAUCGGUGGCCGAAGAUCCCAACCAUGCCAUGGCCGUCGCUGUUGCAACUGCCGCGGCCGCAGAAGCUGCUGUUGCGGCAGCUCAGGCGGCUGCAAAGGUUGUUAGAUUGGCAGGAUAUGGACGGCAUCAAUCUAGAGAAGAAAGAGCGGCUACACUUAUACAAUCACACUACAGGGGAUAUUUGGCAAGGCGAGCUCUGCGAGCUCUGAAGGGCCUAGUGAGGCUACAAGCGCUGGUAAGAGGACACAACGUGAGAAAACAAGCCCAGAUGACAAUGAGAUGCAUGCAAGCAUUAGUUCGAGUUCAGGCAAGAGUUCGAGCUCGACGAAUGCAGUUGGCCAAUGACAAGCUCCGGACAAGGAUGAAACAAGAACAGGAUACGAUGAACAUGGUGGAGACGAUGGAAAGAUGGGAUGGAAGAAGCAUUAGCAUUGACAAACUGAAGGAGCAUUCCAUGAGAAAACAUGAUGCUGAGGUCAAGAGAGAAAGAGCUCUGGCUUAUGCUUUCGCCUACCAGCGUCAGGAAGAGGACAACAAUAAGCUGUUGCAAGAUGAUGAUCCAAUGGUGAUUGGUAAAGAUGGAUUCAUGCAAGGAAAGCAACGAUGGGGAUGGAAUUGGCUGGAGCAAUGGAUGGCAUCUCAGACAUAUCAAACCCGGAAUUUCAAUUUGCCGGCAGCGGCGGCGCCGCUGCCGCGAGAGAACCACUCCUACGCCACCGUGACUUCCACCACCGACGACAUGUCGGAGAAGACGGUGGAGAUGGAUUUCGUCAACGAAAACGCUAAGUCCAUCCUAAGUGGCAUCGGAGGUGUGGACUUCGCCGGAGUUGAAAGAAGCCCAUAUGUGAUGAGCCGCCAUCAUCAGCAACGGCCGGUGGAGUCGGAGUUAGUGGUUCCCAGUUACAUGGCCCCGACCCAGUCUGCUAAGGCGAAGGUGAAGACUUAUCGGGACAUAAAUAGUAAAACCCGCAGCCCAUCUACGAAGAGAGGAACGGUCGGAAGUGGAUCAGCUUUUCAGGUACCCAGGAGCCCAAAUCAAAAGACCUAUGGGGAUCGUGGCCCAAUAAAAUGGAUUAAUGCUGCUGGUGGAUAUAGCCCAGACUCGAGCAUUGAGGAUAGGGCUUUAUAUCUCCCUUCUGGCACCCACCGGAUGACCAUGUAG
Molecule: messenger RNA, 1347 nt
Organism: Oldenlandia corymbosa var. corymbosa
Lineage: Eukaryota; Viridiplantae; Streptophyta; Magnoliopsida; Gentianales; Rubiaceae
Source: the annotation of a GenBank genome assembly